Molecule: messenger RNA, 738 nt
Organism: Penicillium coprophilum
Lineage: Eukaryota; Fungi; Ascomycota; Eurotiomycetes; Eurotiales; Aspergillaceae
Product: Short-chain dehydrogenase/reductase SDR
Exons: 5
Coding region: 1-738 (245 amino acids)
Source: RefSeq, a predicted model, not a curated record
AUGACAAUUUCCGACAACACUAAGAUAGGAAUCGGACGGACGUUGGUGGAAUCAUUCCUGCUCCGCCCUAAGCAUACCGUUAUUGCCAGUGUCCGCGACACAACCGCAGACUACGUCAAGGAACUAGAGGCUUUGCCCAAGUCCGAUGGUUCGCGUAUACAGCUAGUAAAGAUUGAAAGUAGCAACUCGGCCGACCCAGCGGCAGCCAUCAAGGACCUCAAGGACGUCGACCAUAUCGAUGUGGUGGUGGCCAAUGCCGGCGGAGCCGGCGAGAAAGGCCUUAUUUCAUUGGAUUUGGUGAGCCCCGAGAGCGCGGCUGAUGUAUUUACCGUGAAUACGCUCGGGCCCCUGGCCCUGUACCAGGCCGUCAAGCCUUUACUGGAGAAGGCCCAGGCCCCAAAGUGGGUUUCGGUCAGCAGUGCAGCCGGUUCAAUUGGUCGACUUGAGGUUCACGGGGCUCACAUCGUUCCGGCGUACGGAAUCGCCAAGGCAGGCUUAAACUGGCUCACUACUGCUAUCCACAGCGCCAACAAAGGCUUCAUCGCCUUUGCCGUGCAUCCUGGUCUCGUGCAAACGGAGCCCGGCAACAAGGCUGCCCGAGGAAUGGGCCUUUCGCAGGCCCCUAUCUCCCAGCGUCAAAGUGUUGAUGCCAUGUUGAACCUCAUUGAUAAUUCGACCCGGGAGACGACCUCGGGCAAGUUUUGGUACGUGAUUGAUGGUACGGAGGUCCCGUGGUAG